CCCCGACGUCACGGCUGGAGGCUGGCUGCUCACCUCCAACAGAGAAGCUUUCCUGGACUUCUCAGGCUUCUUAGAGUUCUUCUUACAGUUCUUCGAGUUGCAGCAGUUCGGCGGAGGAAGAAAGAAAACGGAGCUACAUCCACUUCUUCACGCGAACAUUUGAUUUUCAUUAUUUAUCAUUUUUUCAAGUUUCAAAGUAAAAGCAACGUUUAGUUGUUAUGUCGCGUUAGCUACCAAGGUGUUUUAACACACAGGUCGCCGACGUCACCGACAUUGACAUGCUCAGGAAUACGAUCGUUUUCCUUUACUACUUGUAAGAAUUGAAAGGAGUGUUUCACUGAGCCCGGAUCUUGUUUCCCUGAAACGUUUUUAGUCUUCAUUUGACUUCAUGUUCGGUGUGGAUAUGGCCCGGAUAAGAUGGGGCCUUUUAUUUUCGAUGGGCUUCUUUUUCUCCCCGGUAUGUGUGUCAACGGAGCAGCAGCCGAGCCAGGGCGGCUUCAGGAGGCUCUACGUGCUGCAGCCCGGCCCGGGGUCGGCCGGGGCGAGCGGCGGGGUGCGGGUUAGCUCCAUCGCGACGCGCCACGGCGCGGCGGGGCAGCCGCACGCCUACAACGUGGAGCUCACCGCUAACUACGGCAGCCAGGUCCGGACCCGCAGGAUGGGGAGCCAGGCGGCUGCAGCCCCGCAGCCCAGGCAGCAGCAGCUCAUGAAGCUGUCGGGGGUGAAUGUCUGUGGAGGGCAGUGCUGUCAUGGAUGGAGUGCUGCUCAGGGGUCGCAGCGAUGCACAAAACCCAGUUGCAUCCCUAAAUGCCAGAAUGGAGGAAUGUGCCUCAGGCCUCAGCUCUGUGUCUGCAACCCUGGCUCAAAGGGGAUGGCAUGCGAACAGAAGACGGAGGCUAUACACCCUAUUCCGUCCCUGCCUGGUAACCGGCCCACCAACGGGCACACCGCUGGUAAUUCGAAUGGAAACACCAAUGGACAUAAUUUGGUACCCCAGCGGCCCAUACCUCAGCAAGUUCCUGUCAAUGGUUAUAACUCAGCCCCCCCUCCAUCCAACAUGGCCCAGAUGAAACUAAGUGUCAAGUCGCCCCCACAGCUUGUAAGACCAGAUUACAUCCAACAGCAUAUCCAACAACAGAUCCGACCUAUAGCAAUGCACCCAAGUCUGAGCCGUCAGUAUGUUAUAAAGCCCAAAUACUACCACGCACACACCACCAACGCACAAACUCACGUCCAAUCCCAACCUGAGAGGCCGAUCCCCCUGACAGUGGGAAACAACGCUAUCCACGUGGGCAACCAUACAGGAAGGAUCAAGGUGGUCUUCACACCAACCAUCUGCAAAUUAACCUGCAUAGGAGGCAGAUGUCAUAACAACUGCGAGCUGGGAAACACUACCACCAUCAUCAGUGAGAACGGCCACGCUACAGACACCCUAACAGCUCCCAACUUCAGAGUAGUGGUAUGUCACCUGCCGUGUAUGAAUGGUGGGAAGUGCAGCACCAGGGACAAGUGUCAAUGCCCUCCCAACUUCACGGGAAAGUUCUGUCAGAUGCCUGUUCAGAACGGGCACCAGCAGGCGUCAGCUGGCUACAACCAAGCUCAGGUCCAUUCCACACAGACACUGCCUCUGACCUACAGCAACGGCCAGAAUCCCGGGUUCAGUCCCAGCCUUGUCAACAUCCACAUCAAACAUCCUCCAGAGGCUUCUGUCCAGGUCCACCAGGUGUCCCAGCUUGAUAACUACCAGAGCAACGGGUACCAGCUGAAAGAUUCCCAGUCAGGCUCCUCUUCAUCCACUAGUUACACCUAUCACAACACGCAGAGCAGCCAGAAGAUCCAGCACCACGGCUACAACAUUUACCCCAGCCAGCAUGGCUACCAGGUCCCUCAGUACCAGCCUGUCACCAAGAACACUCUGGGUCGCUGCUUCCAGGAGACAGCGGGGAGUCAGUGUGGGAAGGCUCUGCCAGGUCUCACUAAGCAGGAGCAGUGUUGUGGGACCAUUGGCACAUCCUGGGGUUUCCACAAAUGCCAGAAGUGUCCCAAUGAAGCGUCUAUUCCUCUGAUAGAUUGUCCUCAGGGUUACAGGAGAAUCAACAGCACUCAUUGCCAAGAUGUCGAUGAGUGCCAGCUGCAGGGCGUGUGUCCUAAUGGAAACUGCCAGAACAGUGUGGGCAGCUACAGGUGCAUGUGUAAAGCAGGCUAUGUCCCUGACCCCACACUCACCACUUGCAUAACCAACACUGCCAUCCAAGAGGAGAAAGGGCCUUGCUUCCGUUUGGUCAGCUCAGGGAGGCAAUGUUUGCACCCAGUAUCUACCAUGCUGAGCAAACAGCUCUGCUGCUGCAGUGUGGGUAAAGCCUGGGGCCCUCGUUGUGACAAAUGCCCCCCACCAGGAACAGAUAACUUCAAAGGCAUCUGCCCGGGUGGAAUGGGCUACACUGUUCUACCAAAUCCACCUGUCAAUAAACCAGUCAUCAAAUACCAGAACCCCAAUGACCCACUACCCCCUCAACCUCUGCCAACGCCAGAGAGACCAGUGGAGGCCUUUGGGAAACCAGAAGGUAUUAUACCAGUAGCAACAACUGCAGCAGAUCAGGACCUGGUAGUUCCUAUGGUUAGUAAUAGACCAGUAGUUGAACCUAUCCAGCCUCAGCUAUCGCCAGGUGUUUCCACUGUCAGGAUCGAAGCAGCCUUCCCAGAAGUAGUUGAGAGGAGCUCUCCUCCUACACCAGUGGAGAUCCUCCCAUCUAAUGCCGGCCAGGACAUUGCUCCCACCCAGUCAGCUGAGGUGGAUGAAUGCCAGAUCAACCCUUAUAUUUGUGGCCAGGGGAUUUGUUACAACACAGCACAGGGUUACACCUGCCACUGUGAUGAAGGAUACCAGCUGGAUGACACCCAAACCACCUGUGUAGAUGCAGAUGAGUGUUUGGACAGCACAUCUUUGUGCUCUGGUGGUCGCUGCAAGAACACAGAGGGCAGUUUUCUGUGUGAGUGUCUGCAAGGAUUCCUCGUCAAUGAGGAGGGAACCAGUUGUUUCGAUAUAGAUGAGUGCCAGGACCAGCGGGUGUGUACCAGAGGCCACUGCGAGAACACUGAAGGCUCAUUCAUCUGUCACUGUGCACCAGGCUUCAGAGUGUCCCGAGCCGGAGACCAAUGUGAUGAUGUGGACGAGUGCUUAGAAGAACCCGGUUCCUGUGAGGCUGUAGGGGAGUGUGUUAACAACAUGGGCUCAUACACCUGCACCUGCCCCCGGGGAUACCGACAGAUCAACGGCACCAGCUGCCCAGACGUUGAUGAAUGUGUGGAUGAACCGGAGUUCUGUUCGCCUCACGGAGAGUGUCUCAACACAGAGGGAUCAUAUCUGUGUGUGUGUGAAAGUGGAUUCACUGCCAGCCUCGAUGCACCCUCCUGUGAUGAUAUUGAUGAGUGUGGCCUCGAUGAGACACUGUGUGGCCCUGGCGGCUUCUGUGUGAACAGACUGGGUUCGUUCCAAUGUCUCUGUGAGCAGGGCUACCAGGAGUCCCAGGAUGGCAAGGACUGUGUGGAGGUGAAUGAGUGUGAUUUGCUGGGCAGUGUGUGUGGAGAGGCCCAGUGUGUAAAUGUUGAGGGUUCCUUCCUCUGCGUGUGCCCCAGCGGCCAGGACUAUAACGUCAUGAUCGCCAAGUGUGAGCCAGUUCCCACAGUGUCACCAGUGGAGCGAAAAGAGUGCUACUAUCGUCUGAACGAUAAGAACCUGUGUGAGAGUGUGCUGAUCAGCCAUGUCACCCUGCAGGAGUGCUGCUGCACACUGGGAGCAGGAUGGGGGGACAACUGUGAGGUGCAUCCCUGCCCUGUCAAUGGAACAGUCCAAUUCAGUGAGAUGUGUCCAUACAGAAGAGGCUUUAUUCCCGAUGGAGACUUGCUGUAUGGAGUACCCACAUCUGACAGCUACAAAGAUGCAGAUGAAUGCACACUGUUUGGUAAGGAGGUGUGUAAAGGAGGCUUCUGUUCCAAUUCUGUCGGAAGCUACGAAUGUUACUGCAAGAGGGGACAGCACUACGACGCUGACAAACUGGAGUGCAGAGACAUUGAUGAAUGUCUGAAUGAGUCUGCGUGUGCUGGUGGACAGUGUUUGAACACAGACGGCUCAUACAUGUGUUUCUGUACACAUCCGAUGUCGUUGGACCCCACCAGUAACAGCUGUGUCUUCAUCCCUGAGGCGGUUGAGCAUCAUGAGGCGGAGCAGAAAGACUACCUGGGAAUCUGCUGGCAGGCAGUGACAGAGACCAUGACGUGCACAAGGCCUUUGGGUCCCAACAGGAAGACCACAUACACAGAGUGCUGCUGUUUGCAUGGAGAGGCCUGGGGCAUGGACUGUGCCCUUUGUCCACCCAGAAACACCGAGGAUUAUGUGUCCAUGUGUAACCUCGGCGGCCGUGAUGCCCUUGGUGCUGGCCCUAUCCACGAUUAUGAAGUGAGCCCAGACUAUUCACAAUCACCUGAGCAGCACGCUAUCCUGCCUUUUUACGAAAAUGAGGAGGAUCCGCUGAAGGCCUUCGAGGGUUUGCGAGCAGAGGAGUGUGGGGUUCUGAAUGGCUGUGAGAACGGCCGCUGUGUCAGAGUCCAGGAGGGCUACACCUGCGACUGCUUCGAUGGAUACACCCUGGACCUGUCCCGCAUGGCCUGCGUUGACGUGAACGAGUGCUCCGAGCUAAACGAUCGGAUGUCCUUGUGUAGAAAUGCAAAAUGCAUCAACACAAUGGGCUCCUAUCAGUGUGUGUGUCUGCCGGGCUUCACCGCCUCUGCCAGACCCAACUACUGCGUGACAGCAGUGCCGCGCCAAACCCCAACACACCGCGGGGGCAUGGACGCACACUAAGGGGCCACAAGAGACACUACAGCCACAUGCACAAGCUCGUUUUGCUACACUGGGGAGGACGUCCACCAUCAUUCAGCCACUGCAAAAAACAACAACACUAAACUUAAAGAGGAAUCCUCUGGUUUGGUUAAAGCGUCCAACGGCACUCAUAAAUCCCAAACCAGUCUGCGGCUGCUCAUCCAAGGGGACCGUGAGGAUUGUUGGAGAUUCAGGGGUUGUAAUUUACAUUUAGCUGAACCCUUUCCUUUGAAUUAAUCAUUGAAAUAUUUUACUCAACUAUUUAAAUAUUCUUCCAGAUCUGAGUCGUGUUCUUUUAUUCAUUUCCUGUAUUUCUCUUCUGUUUUAAAAACCUGUGGGCCUAAUUUCCUCCUGGUGUUGUAUUGUGUUUUUUUUCCAACAUAUCAUAAAGUGAUCCCAAUAUUAAGACCUAACUAACAUCUUUUAGACUAUGAAUACGGUGAAAUUACAACUGGUUCUUCUCUUUGUUUGAACAGAAAGUUUGACAUUUUUGUUACAACUUUUCUUUUGACAGAUUGAUGGAAGAUUUCUUCUCUGUGCUAAAUAUUGGGAGCUAGAGCUGGGGGGUAAUCAGCCGGGCUGCUACCAUGUUGACAGCAAGGCUGAAUUGCAGAUAUCUUAAUAUAUCAAAUAAAAAAUGAUUUGCACAAAGUAGGUCACAUGUCAACAUGACAUUUUUUUCAUUCCAAUAGGAAGUUUUCGAGGGCAAUAUGUGUGAUAUUCUGACAAUCAAGUACAAAGGGUAAAUGUGCUGUGCCCUGUAAAGAGUGAUUUUGGCCCACAUCCUCAUAUAGGUAUAAUGUUGGUAGUUUACUGUUAGUUUUGGCUGCCAGUAUUUUCUAAGUAGCACAAAAUAUGAAUCCUAUCUCAGAUUCUGGGGCUACUUUUUUGCCUGAUGACAGAGUAAGGGGAUAAGCAAAGACUUAUCAGAUGACAUGGCUGUCCUUUAAGCUGGGGGGCUGAAGAAGUUUGCUUCCUCCAGGAAUUUCUAGCAUCUAAUACUCAUACACUGCAGCGUUAAGUCAUACACGCUAUAUGAAACCAGAGUUGGAUUUAUCUUCACCUGCGUGGUGCCUGUGUGAAGGUAGAAACAUAGAAUUGUAUAAAAUAUAUUUUGUAUGUUCUAAAGUAGCAUUCAAUGUAAUUUAGAAGCCAUUUUGCUGUUAUAACAUAUCGACAAACCCUAUGGACUUGUGUGGGGGGGAUCCAGUCUGAUUUUCUUCAUUUUUGACCCAGUCCCACAGAUAGUGGAUAUUUAACUAUGUGCCCUUCGGUCUGCUCCUUCUUGCUCCGCUGCCAUCUGUCUGCCAUUUGUUUCUCUCCUACAGCGUCACCAAAUCCUUUAAUAUGCACCUGUUGAUGGUUAAAAAACAAGAUGCUGUUGGAGUUAAGCUCUCUGUUGGAUUUUGUCUCUGUUUUGUAAGACUGGGAAAAUGCAAUCAUAAAACUGCUUAUUGUUUUUAGCCAUAACACAAUGUCCAUUGUCAUACGUCUCAAAAAGGACUGAAAGACUUUGAGCUUCCUGGUAUUGCUUCCUUUCUUCCUUCCUUCAACAUAUACACCAGGUAUUUUUGACGACUGAAAUGCAUUUUUAUUAUCUGCACUUUGCUGCGAUGUCUAAAGCUGCUUGAGACAGCAAUUGGAGAAGAGGCCCAUUUAAACAAAAGAGUGGGAAAACAGCUGAUACAUUUUUGAUGUGUAAAUGAAUUAAUAGAUUAUUCUAGGAAUUUGCAUUGGCCAGCUUUUUGGUUAUUAGUGUUUGAAACAUUGGCAAGUUAAUAUUUCUAUGUUUGCAUUUUUACUUUUGAUCAAAUUGUGAAAGUUUUCAUUCUAAAAGCUACAUAGUCUACGCUUUUUCUAAUGCAUGUCAUUAUAUCAUCCACUUGUUUCAAAUGGUAUGAAUUUUAAAUAGGCAUUAAACACCGAUGCAUUGCUCA
This is a messenger RNA of Pungitius pungitius (ninespine stickleback), 6816 nucleotides long. It is a transcript of the gene ltbp1, whose product is annotated as latent transforming growth factor beta binding protein 1. The record is from RefSeq and is a predicted model, not a curated record. Lineage: Eukaryota; Metazoa; Chordata; Actinopteri; Perciformes; Gasterosteidae. The coding region runs from base 389 to 4861 and encodes 1490 amino acids. The transcript has 30 exons. Gene Ontology annotation, molecular function: calcium ion binding.